This is a messenger RNA of Ictidomys tridecemlineatus (thirteen-lined ground squirrel), 2420 nucleotides long. The record is from RefSeq and is a predicted model, not a curated record. Lineage: Eukaryota; Metazoa; Chordata; Mammalia; Rodentia; Sciuridae.
GGGGAGAUUUGAACCCUGGUCUGGUUCCAGAGCCUGGCGCUCAACGGCUUUGCCCCCCCGGAAGAGGCACUCCCUCUUCUCUCCCCCCCCUCACCUUCCUUCCCCCUAAAUGUUCUGGGAACUUUGAGGCCUGUGUCUCCACCCUGCAAAGACAAUUCCUUUCAAAAGUCUAAAAUUUGACAGAAGCAGCUUUGGAGGUCAGGGGAGAGAUAGGGCAGAGGAGAGGACAGGACCAAGUAGCCCUAUUUAAGUGGCAGGUGCUUACUAUUGUUGCCAGGUGAAGUUAAUGCAGGAAGCCCCGUUCAGUUUCUAAAACCUCACUCAGAUCCGUUCCCCACCCCCACUGCAAGCCCAGAGUACAGUGAGGCCAGCUGGGGUGGGGGGUGGGGGGAACCUGAGAAUCUGAGCCCCCUAAGAAUCUGAAAUUAACACCUCUACCACCCACCACUCACCCACCCUUCUAUCUGGGAAUAGCCAGCCUUGGGCAAGAGGGAGGAAGGGUAGAGCACAGCUGUGUGACCUUGGAUAAAUUCCUCAAAUUUUCUGAUCCCAUAGGCAAAGGAGCUUCAACUCAAUCCAGAUCUCCUUGGGUCAUCCUGGGGCUCUGGGUGGGGACAAGCAGGCACAAAUACAUGAAUACCCCUUGCCCCUGCCAUUCAGAUAAGUAAAACAAGGGCAUACAACUUAGCAGCCAUCAUCACAAAGCUCUGCUUCGGGCCCUGACUCCUUGCUGAGCCUGAGUCUCCUUGCAGGUAGAAUGGACAUGGGAGGACCACACUCCAUUCAUACACACACACACACACACACACACACACACACACACACACGCACGAGGCUUGUUGCUAGGUCAGACUGAGCAGAAUGCUCCGUUGCCAUGCUGAUUUGCUCUGUCUCCCUGCAGACAGAGGCCGCGAGCCAUGGGUGACUGGGGCUUCCUUGAGAAGUUGCUAGACCAGGUCCAGGAGCACUCGACUGUGGUGGGCAAGAUCUGGCUGACAGUGCUCUUCAUCUUCCGCAUCCUCAUCCUGGGCCUGGCUGGAGAGUCCGUGUGGGGCGAUGAGCAGUCAGAUUUCCAGUGUAACACAGCCCAGCCGGGCUGCACCAACGUCUGCUACGACCUGGCCUUCCCCAUCUCCCACGUGCGCUACUGGGUGCUGCAGUUCCUCUUUGUCAGCACGCCCACCCUGGUUUACCUGGGCCACGUCAUUUACCUGUCCCGGAGAGAAGAACGGCUGCGGCAGAAGGAGGGUGAGCUGCGGGCCCUGCCAGUCAAGGACCCACACGUGGAGCGGGCUCUGGCAGCCGUAGAACGUCAGAUGGCCAAGAUCUCCGUGGCAGAGGAUGGUCGCCUGCGGAUCCGUGGGGCGCUGAUGGGCACCUAUGUGGCCAGCGUGCUGUGCAAGAGCAUGCUAGAGGCAGGCUUUCUCUAUGGCCAGUGGCGCCUUUACGGCUGGACCAUGGAGCCUGUGUUUGUGUGCCAGCGUGCACCCUGUCCCCACUUCGUGGACUGCUACGUCUCCCGCCCCACGGAGAAGACCAUCUUCAUCAUCUUCAUGCUGGUGGUUGGAGUGAUCUCCCUGGUGCUCAACCUGCUGGAGUUGGCGUACCUGCUGUGCCGCUGCCUCAGCCGGGGGAUAAGGGCGCAGCAAGGCCGGGACACAACCCCCGCCCAGGGCACCUCCUCAGACCCUUACCCUGAACAGGUGUUCUUCUACCUCCCCAUGGGUGAGGGGCCCUCAUCGCCACCAUGCCCCACCUACAACGGGCUCUCGUCCACUGAGCAAAACUGGGCCAACUUGACCACCGAGGAAAGACUGGCUUCCUCCAACCCGCCGCCGCUCUUCCUGGACCCACCUCCCCAGACUGGAAGGAAAUCCCCCAGUCGUCCCAGCACCUGUUCUUCCAAGAAACAGUAUGUGUAGGGGCCUGGGACUUAUGACAUUCAAAAGAGGGGUCCUGAGAAAUCCGACUGCUGUGGAGGCCCCCUCUCCAGGGCUCUGCAGAGAUGGCCGGGAUGAGGAUACUGUCUGGCCAGGGGGCCCCACUGCAGGUAGUUCUUGGUUUCCUGGGGUCUUCCUGGUGACCAGAGGGCACUAUGGCUUCCACACUCCCGGGCACAGACAGAGCUAGCCCAGGUGCUUUUGGACAAGGGUGUUGUGGGCCUUUUCACCUAUCUGGAGAGACCCAGAGCCACCUUGUUCUAUACCUACCCUUCUGGAAGAGUGGCCUUUACCUAGGUUGUCCUCUCAACCUCUCCUCACAGGGAAAGGCUAAUGGAGGCUGCUGGGUCAGCCUUGAUCACACAGUCAGACAGAACCUGUGCUGGCUCUGGCCCUGUCCAGGAGACUAGUGCCUUAUUUUUGUCACUCUUUCCUUGUUCCACUAUUUGUGCUUCUAAAAUAAAUGGGACUUGGUCACAA